Messenger RNA from Aquila chrysaetos chrysaetos, 4381 nucleotides. It is a transcript of the gene VPREB3, whose product is annotated as V-set pre-B cell surrogate light chain 3. The transcript has 2 exons. Lineage: Eukaryota; Metazoa; Chordata; Aves; Accipitriformes; Accipitridae. Gene Ontology annotation, biological process: immune response; immunoglobulin production. The record is from RefSeq and is a predicted model, not a curated record. Bases 3618 to 3995 code for a protein of 125 amino acids.
AUAAUUCAUUGUGUAGGGGUUAAAGAUCACCCUUUUUUAUGAGGCAAAGGAUGCUGAUGUGCCCUGGCAGAGCUCUCCUGCCCCGUUCCCUAACGACUGGGCAUUGCCAUGCAUCAAGGUACCAUGUCCCUCCCUGCCGCUCAUGGGGCCACCACCUGGUGGUGACAAAGAUGGUCCAGGUGACCAGCCGGCCCCCAGAGCUGAGGCAAAGCUGGUGCUUUCCCUCUGUAUCUCACAGUAACGAACAUGGUGCUUAGCCUGCCUCGUCCCAGAGCUUCUCUCCUCUAGCAGGGGCCCAGGCCCGCGAUGUGGUGGCUGCUGGUACUGGGUGCUGUCCUGCAGGCGGUGGGGAUGACAAAAUGCCUGAUGGUGAUGGUAUUAGCUGCUGGAGAGCCCUGGGGAGGGACUGCAUUUCCAGCUGAUGCGGUCGCGGUUUCAGUAGCCAGAUUUCCCAGCAAUGGGGAAUGGCCCCCGCAGAUUCCCAAGCCUCCUGCAACUGGGGAGUGGGAGAGGGGGACAGAGCAGGGGCUGGGCUAAACAACAGCCUGUUGGUAAGGCUGCUUGCUCUGUGUGGUCCUAGCUGCUCUGAAUUUCAGACUUUUUGCAGUCUUGGGGUGUUUCCUGCCCCAGAUGUUUGUCCUGCAGCUCAUCUGGGCUGUGAUGGUGCCAGAUCUGCCCACCCUGCUCCUAGCUGAGCCCAGCGCUGCUGCAAGGGCAGCCGCGGUCUCCUCUGCGAGAUGGUUGGAUGCCACUGGAAAAACCUUCCUCAGGACCCUGCCUGCUCUGGUCCUACUCUGGAGCAUGAGGUAGUGGGGUUUUGCAGCCUGGGAGAAGCUGCGAGCAGUUGUCAGGACGGCAGCUGCACCUGUGCUGCAGAGCGGGAGGAAGCCACAGGGCUUAGCAGCAAAUCCGGGGUGGUGCAGCAGUUAAGUCCUGGUCCGCGUUUUGCCCUGGCCUGACAGGGGUAGCUGUGCUUGGUCAGUGACGUGUCAAUCUAGGAUAAAACCUGCUUUGUCUGGGUGAGUUCCUUCUGGUCACUAAGCACCUCUCGUACCUCAUGCAGGAGGGAAUAAAGCUGGCAGAACAGGGUCAGCAUGAGGCUGGGCUUGUACCUGCUCUUGCACCUUGCGCAGCCAGGUACUUUCCUGCACGCCUGGGCUAUCAAAGUGAUGUGCGUGGCUUAUGCACCAGCCGCAUCUUCCGUUUGGUGCCCAAACGUUGCUGUACAAGUGAUCCUGCAACAGAGCUUAGGGGGCCCUGUAGCAUCAUGCCCUUUUCCUGCAGAGAUGCUGAGACACGGAUGAAAUCACACUCCCAGGCUGGUCAGCAGAUGUGGAGGACCUGAACGGUGGGAACCAGUAACAACACUGAUGUACUGCAUAUCCAGUGCUUGCUGCUCCGUGGACUAAUUCCCUUUCUCCAAAAUGCUCCUCCUUGCACGAGGAGCUGAUUUGCUUCUACCUUCAUGGGUUUUUGUUUCACAUGUCUAAUCCAUGGACUUUAUCUGCUCGGGGCUUGGUGACAGGGUGUAUGUGUGGCAUUCCUCACCUAGGACACAUGUGCGGGGUGACUCAUGUUCACCUUGCCACCACCUUGCAGAGUUUGGGGAGUGCUGGUGGGCAACAGCUGGAGCUGUGUCUGCAGUAUGCUCCUACCUGCGCGGGCUCGGGGGCCUGGCUGCAUAAAACACAAGCUGCUGAUAUACUGAAAUGGCAGGGCUUCACAAGGCCAGAAGACAUCAAGGCAAAGCCCCAGCCUUGAAGGGGCUUUGGAGCUGGUCUCAUGCAGCUGCUGCUGCCUGCUGUAGGCUGGCUCUGAUAAGUCUAGUACAGCAGGUUUGCCUGGAUGGGCACAGGUGGGACACAGCCAGGCUUUACCGCAUGUGCAGGGACUGCUGUGUGGCACCUGCAUGCUCCACAACCCCCGGCAGGUGUACAAAAGCCCUUGCUGCCCUCCCGUACUGCAGCAUUCCCUGCAGCCCAGCUGUGCAAGGUGCUGUACGGUCCCAUCAGGUCUAACUGGCACCUCGCUACUUCAUGGCACUGCAGGUACGGACCCUGCUCCUUGUCAUCUGCGUUAUAGCUGCUCUGAUUGCUCCAGUCACUGCCUUUCACUCGUUUUCCCCUCGCUGCUCCCAAGGGAGGCUGUGUCACAGUAAAUUGGGCAAGGUUGCAUGGGUAAUUGCUUUUGUUAGACCAGCUAAUAGAGAAGGCAGAAAAAACAGACGAGCCAUUGGGUGCACCAGCCCUUGUUCAGAGCACUGCAGUGUGGCACAGCAAAGCGAGCGACCAGCUUGCUGCAUCGCACCCUUGGAUGAAGGUGGUGCUUCCUCUUCAGGAUCUGCCUGUCCCAGAGACACGGUGCUGGGAUGUUCUAACGAGGCCGGGCUCUGUCUCAGAGCACCAUUUUCCCUCAAACCGAGAGCACGCAUGGGCCAGUCACGUCAGGAACCACUUGCAAACUUCUUUGGCUUGGGGACGCCUUGGGAGUAAGGCUGGGUGCUGCAGAGGGGUGGGAAAGGGCCAUCCCUGGAUGGUGAUGUGGUGGCAUCAGGGGUGGGGGGCUGAGCCUGCUUGUGGAGGGCGGGAGGUACCCACCGGUUAUGGGACACUGUGAAAUGCCUGCUGACCACCCUGCUGCGAAGGACUGCCAUGGGCUGGAGGGUGCAGAGUCGUGCCGGGGGGGAGGCCAGCCCUUGAUUGUGACUGGGUGUGUAACGUGGUGUCUCUGGGCCCUACGAUGGGUGUUGCAGAGAGGAGGGGCUUUACGCCCGGUGAGUCUGGCAGCCUCUUGCUGUAACGGUCUGCUGUCUUUCCGCACAAGGCACCAGCUGUGCUGCAGCUGUGUCUCGCUGCACUGGCUCCCUUGGGAAAUGCCUUCUGGCAGGCGACUUCAGCAGCCACCCUGCAUGUUUGCCCGUGGCUGCUGAUUCUGAGGCGGCCGUGGCAGAGGCAGCACUCUCAGCACCGUUGGCAGCUCCCAGCCUGUGCCGUGGGGCAGUCAUUCUUGUCACAGCGAUGGAGCUGCAUGGGGAAGGGAGCAGCAACUUUCCUUAUAUUGCUUCUGUGAUGAGACAGCUGCAGGGGGGGCUCUGGUAUGUCCUGUCUUUCAUUCUCCCUGGUGGCAGCAGGGCCAGCUGGCCCCCAGCCUGCUGCUACCACAGGGCAUCCUUGGUGUGGUGCGACUCAGGCUCCCAGCCUCCUGCGCUCCUGGUGGCAAAGGGCCCGAGGCAAAAGGUCGGAGUGUAAGACCUCAGGGAAACCUCUCUGCUCCCCCCAUCAGAGAGGAGAGAUGGUCAGUGAUGCCUCCCCGCUGUACCCCAGUACCCGGGGCACAGGGUAGUGGGGCAGGCUGUACGUGCAUCGGUGCACCUGGAGGAAAUGGCCUAGCCUAGGGUGAAGGUGGGCCGUGGGUCGCGAUGCUUAGCUCUCGCCCCGCUGCUCCGAGCCCCCUCCCAGAAGCCCAGCUGCAGCAAAGCGAGCAACGCGCGGAGCUGGAGUCCCUGAGCCCCCUGUGUCAUUUGCAUACACCUCACCGGCGCCAGCGGCACAGCAACCUGGGUUCGCGUAGCACUGCAGACCCUCUCCGAAACAGCCUCCCUUCCUUUGCUUCCUGCUAUGGUCCUGGGCUUCAUGGUCCUGCUCCUGGUGGGGACGGUGGGGACAGCUUCCAGGGCUCAGCCCGUGCUGACCCAGCCAUCCUCCAUCUUGGUGAUGCCUGGGCAGACCGCUCGGCUGUCCUGCACCCUGAGCCCCCAGUACAAUAUCAGUGAGUUCGGCAUCUCCUGGUACCAGCAGCGCCCGGGGCACUCCCUGCGGUAUCUGCUCUAUUAUAACUCUGAGCGAGACAAGCACAAGCCCGCCAAGAUUCCCGACCGCUUCUCUGCUACCAAAGACCUUGCCAGCAAUGCCUGCAUCCUCAUCAUCGCAUCUGCCUGCCAUGAAGACAAUGGCAACUAUUACUGCGCCCUGUCACAUGCCUUCAACUGGUUUUAGAAAUGGGGAACAAAAGCUUUCUGCAUUUUCCCUUGCAACCCUGAUGCAAAGCCCUAAACAGGGAGAAUGGCAGCCCAAGGAGGAAUGGAAAAAGACCCUCUUAUGUGCUUGAGCAAGCCCAGCAGCACGGCAUUGUGCCGUGAGGUGCAGCAACCUCCCCUUCAACCCCAAACGUCCCCCAUGGAGCAUUAGACAGCCUGACGCAGUGCAAGACCUGCCAGGGCUCGGCCCAGGAACACACAGGAGCAGGGAUGCGGUGGGAGGAUGGAGACCUCUGCCAUGGCCGGGCUCUCCUGGGCUCUUCCAGCACUCGGCACAGCGCGGGCUCGGUCCCGGCUUGGGCUUCUGUGCAGUUUGGCUCGCCUGAUAAUAAAGGUUAAUCCUUA